Messenger RNA from Papaver somniferum (opium poppy), 4324 nucleotides. RefSeq lists its product as uncharacterized. The transcript has 12 exons. Lineage: Eukaryota; Viridiplantae; Streptophyta; Magnoliopsida; Ranunculales; Papaveraceae. The record is from RefSeq and is a predicted model, not a curated record. Bases 1844 to 3196 code for a protein of 450 amino acids.
AAUCGCUUUUGUUUAUAUAUGCAAUUCAUAAAGUAAAAUUAUUCAAUUACAGAGUUUUCGCAUAAAUCAUGAUAUCCUUUGAUCAACAUAAACUCAAAAAGAUUUUAUUUUUGUCUGUGUUUCUUUUUCUUCGAUUUUCCUUAUCGUUUCUCCGAUGUGCAACAAUACGAUUACGUACUGAAAUUUAUUUGUUUUAUUUUUCUUUUGAUUAUGUGAGGUUUGGUUUAUUUGAUGUGAAUGCUAUGGCUGAAUUCAUGAUGGGUUUUUGUGGUAAAGGGAGACAACAUAGACCAGAGAACUGCUUUUUUCUUCAUUGCCAUGUUGCAUCUCGCCUGAACUCAUCACAGUUUCGUUUACAUCUAGCUAGUUAUCGCCAUAUAUUUUACUGUUAGGACAUCUUAUUUUCAUGCGACGAAAACGCAAACUAAGUUGUGUGUGCGUUUAUCAAUUUCUUAGUUAACCAGUUUGUUUAGGAUCAAAAAUCAUCAACGUUGGGUUGCAAUCUAUACUGGAUUACACUGCUUUUGUUGUUUUGUGCAUCUUAUAUCAUUUCAGUUCAUUGUUUUUUAAGGUUUUACUUUCUGAGGUUUGGAUUUAGGUUUCUUCAAAAAAAAAUUCUACUAAGGACGAUGGUAGACAGUAGAACACUCCUUUUUUUUUUUGGAGUCAGCAUCAGUCAUAAGUUCGUAUGGUUGUGCCUGGAGGUGUACCAUUCAAAUUUUGUAAUUGUUGAUAUGGAAUGUACAAAUUUGCAAAAAUUUGCAAAAUCAGAACUUUUCUUUUGGUAAUUUCAUUCUUACUAAGUGACUUCAGUACAUAUAUAUGCCAAAUUGUGCUGUUGAUGAUUUUACUUGGAUUUUAUUUCACCAGCUUCCACAGUAACUCUCUUAAUAGUAAACAUCGAAAUAGAAGAGGUAUGAAGUUACUCCACACUGUUCCGAGAUCUUCCUCGUACUACGAGGCUAUCUUUAUGAAGGCACCUAUAACUCUUGCGAACUAAGCAAGCGUAGUGCGUGGAGAACUACUUUUUUCCAAGUGACAAACUAAAAUCAAAUAUCACUACCUAGACUUACUUUUAUGCUGCCAUGUGCUUUUCUGUGAGUAUGGUUCUUAGACUCAAAUGUUGAGCGAACUCUAAAUAUGCAAAGGCUGAUUCUACUUGAUUUUUUAUCCUUCAAGGAUAACCAAAGAAAAAUAAGAUAAGUUGGUCAUAAAUCUCAAGUAUAUUGAUUGGCGUGGAGAUUUCCAGCCUCAGUUUCUUUCUACAGGAUUUGAAUUGUCUUACAGGUCCUACUUAAUUAUAUGAUCCACGACGUUCCUAUCAAUGCCCCAGCAGACAAUGCAUGUUGCACACUUCUUGCUUAAAGUAUUUUUCAUGGAGCAAUGGCAUGGCACACAGGCUUCAUUGUCCGACCUAUCAUCGGGAGACAUGCAUAUACACCAUUUUGUGUUCACGUGUAUCCUCGUUGUUUUGGAACUCAAAAAUUAAUUUCUUCCUUUACCUGUUGCACGCAUGGGUGUUGCAGAAAUGUCCCAUCAUUCAUCUGGGUUUCUAUACAGUUGGCAGUAUCAAAGUUGGCGUUUUUUUUACAAUGGGAUUGGCAGUUUAGUCUUGCUGGUAAGCUUUAUGCUCCGGGAAUUAUGUCUUGGCAGGAUGCAGAACGUGCAGCGAAAUUUAUUUGGCCUCAUCUCAGAAGACACCAUCAAUGGUUUGUUCAGAGCCAAUUUUGCCUCCUCAACGAAAUCCCCAGGAAGAAGCGCAACUGUUUUUACAACAUGGAUCUCAGAGGCGUAACAGAUUACGCUUUCCAUUGAACAAGAACAACCUCGACCUUUUGAUGGAAUGCGUAUUUCAAUCUUCUCGGCUACAGAUUCUGAUGCCGGUGCUUAUUCUUCAUACAACAAUCAAGACCAGCCAGCUUCUUCUUUGAGACCGUCUUCUACCCUGACUGGUGAUGGUGCUAGUACUAGUGGUGUUAAGAAAAGAUUUAGAAGCACUCCCAAUUUGGUUAUAACGUAUGCACCUCAUUCUCCGGCUGCUGAUUUGAAUGAUAAUAUUGUUACUACUCAAGCUGAUGAUACUGCCUCUGUUGAAGAUGAUAACUCUACUUCAAGCAUGGUUAAUGUAUGGGACAUUGCUUCAGCUAAAGCUUACGAUGCUCAGAAUCAUACCGAUGCAUGGCAACAGACUAGGUACCCUAACUAUUGGUUUGAUCCUUCUUUGGGUCUUUCUGGUGGUAUCUCUCUUGCCUGGAAAAAUGGAGUAGACAUUGAAAUCAUGCACACAACCUCUGACUCUAUACAUGCUAUUGUCCAUGCCCAUGAUAAUAAUGUGGAUUUUUUGAUAACUUUUAUGUAUGGUGCUCAUGAGGCUAUAGAGAAUUCUAAUCAGUGGCAGUAUUUGAUUGAUAUGCAUUCAUAUUUUGAUCUUCCUUGGAUUCUUUGGGGGGAUUUAAAUUUCAAUAUGCAUGAUUCAGAAACCCAUAGUUCAAGAGUCACUCAUCCUCAUCAUGCUAGACAUGUUAGGAAUUAUGUUCAACAAUUAGGUCUCAUUGACUUAGGUUACUCAGGAGCUGACAUUACUUGGUCGAAUCAUCGUAGUGGAGAUGAACAUGUCUCUGCUCGUCUAGAUAGGGAUUUAGUGAAUAGUCAAUGGAUCAAUCAUUAUACAACUGCUCGUCUUCAACACUUAAUUCCUAUUGCUUCGGAUCACUGCCCAAUUUUGCUCCAUACGGUUCCUACUGAUAGUAAAAGUUCUCCUUUUAAGCUCUACAAGUGUUGGUUUCAACUGGAUUCAUGUACUGAUGCUAUUUCUCGAAGUUGGCAUCAACAAUAUUCGGGGUCUCCAUCCUUUCAGUUUUCUAGUAAGCUAAAACUUACUAGAACUCAGCUGCAAUUGUGGAAGAGAAUGUCCUUUGGCAACAUCGAAAGUAAUCUUCAAAACAUUCAAAAUCAUAUUCAACGUUGCUAUGACAAUAAUUUGCCUUCUUCUCAUCCUCAGGUUAAACGGUUAAGUUCAUCCUUGCAGCAAUGGCUUUCAAUUCAGAAGGAGUUCUUCAUGCAAAAAGCAGGCCUUGAGCUUCUCCGGGUAAUGAUGGGUUUCAAGCGGCUUUUUAUCAACAAUGCUGGGAUAUUGUCGGCUCAGAGGGUUGGCAAAGUAAAAUUGUUAAUCAAGCUGGAAGAACUACGCAAGUGAAUUCUGUUCUCAGCACCAUGGGCAUUUACCAGAUGCAGGUAUUCAAAUUACCUGAAGCUACCAUCCAACAAAUGGACAGAAUUCAGCGGAAUUAUUGGUGGAACAAUUACAGCAAUCCUCAUUCUCAAAAGUUCAUCUCUUGGAGUAAGGUAUGUUUACCUAAAAGAUUUGGUGGAUUAGGCCUUAAAAAUUUAAGUAAUUACAAAACUUAGUAUUUCUUGCAAAACUGGCCUGGCAAUUAUUACACAACCAAGAUGCUUUGUGGGCGAAAUUGUUGAAAAGCGAACAUUUUCCUCAUAAUGACUUGCAAUUUUUUCCACCACCUGAAAAUUCUAAUUCGAAUUGGAUAUGGCAGAGUAUCUGUAUUUGGCUAGAGAUUGUAUUGAAAAAUGCUAAAUGGCAAAUAGGUAAUGGUUCAAGUAUUAACAUCUGGACCUCUAACUGGAUUCCUUCUUUGAGUUCUACAUUACAAGAUUGGAGUGAUCUAAAUACUUGCAACUAUCAGCGGGUUUCUGAGCUUAUUGACACCAAUAUUGAGCAAUGGAAUGUGCCGUUUCAUCAUCAACUUUUUACACUUGAUCAGCACUCUACUGUCUUAUCUUGGAUUUAGACUUGGCAGUUAAAAGAUUCCUUCUUCAACAUCCAGAAGACUCCUCAGAUUAUUCACUUAGCCAUGUGCAUUAUUCAUCUCAUUUGGAAACUCAGGAGCAUAUGUCAUGGGAAGGGGAGCAUUAAGGAGAGCUAGCAAUGUCCAACAAGCAGAAGCCUGGGCUAUGUUGGACGCUAUGCAACUGGCAUCAACAAAUGGUUGGCCUCAUGUUGUUUAUGAGACUGACAAUCUUGCAAUCUGUUCUUUCUUACAUCAGCAAACUACUCUUUGUCAUUGGCAAAGUUUGCCUUUACUGAGAAAAUGUGUAGAUAUAUGUAACAUUAAUCCUGUGUGGUCUUGUUCCUUUGUGUACAGAGCUUGUAAUAAGGUUGCAGAUGCAAUAGCUAAGGCAGCUCGUAAGUACAAUUUAUGUGGAGAAUGGUGGUUACUCCCACCAGCAAUGUUAAUUCCUUACAUAAGUCAUGAUGUAAGAAAUAUUUCUGUUUAAUAUAUGGUUGCUUCUUUGUUUAAAAAAAAAA